Mugil cephalus (flathead mullet) is the source of this 2701-nucleotide messenger RNA. RefSeq names its product transmembrane protein 74. The transcript has a single exon. The record is from RefSeq and is a predicted model, not a curated record. The coding region runs from base 609 to 1448 and encodes 279 amino acids. Lineage: Eukaryota; Metazoa; Chordata; Actinopteri; Mugiliformes; Mugilidae.
AAAACGUCUCCUCUCGCCGCAGACUCUCAUCUGAUUAGUGCGCCUGAGCCGGGGAAACACUGGAGUUGUCUCGGUAAUGAGCGUUACGACGAGGCGGUCCGUGGGAGGGGUCUGCCAAACCUUCCCCUCUAAUUGACCAGGGAGCAGAAGCAGUCGGGGGGAAGCGAGCAGCCACAGACGGAGGGAGAGGUACUCAGAAAGAAAAAAAAAACCCGCAUGUAGUUACUUCAUAGCCUAUUACUGGAACACAUUAUGGGAAAUUAGAUUUAUUAGCGUGUCGCAUGGCUACUAAGUGUUUUGUUGUUGGGGAGCGCGCAGGAGCCAGAAAAAAAAAGUGUUGCUGAGCAGUGGAAAUAUUCUAUUGUCUUUAUUUAUUUAUUUUUUAUCAUGACGUGAGUCAUGACUUGCCGGGCUUUACUUUUAAAUGCUUUCGGUGCAAAUCGCAGAGAGGAGCUCGUGGAUUUCUUCGCGCAAACCGCAAAACACGCGAAGAAUUAAACUUGUCGCCUCAGUGACUUUAAAUCUCCCCUUGCUUCCCUUUGUGCGUGUUCCGCUGGCAGAGAAGGGCGCAUGGGCUUGACUACGCGGGGGACCCAGCCCGUGCUCAAAUGGCUGAUCUCGAACUGUUUUACUUUGAUCAUCAGUCCGAUCUCAGAGACGCCUCCCUGCUUUUAAAUGGGUGUCAAAGUGUCCCCGAAACCGGAGGAGGAGGACGCGGCGGCGGCGGCGGCGGAAAGUCGGCGAGUCCUUGCGGGGGAGACGCUUCAGCACCACGGACAGAGACGCGGAGAGCGGCGCAGUCGGAGGAGGAAACAGAAACAUCUUUCACCUGCAGGAAGCAACACGAUGGAGACAGGGACGAUGAUGUCCUGCUGAUAGGGACACACGCCUACCGGCUGAGUCAGAGCUCCUCCAGUGAACUGUAUGAAGAGGAGGAGGAGGAGGUGAUGGUGGACGAGGAGGAGGAGGAGGAGGAGGAGGAGGAGGACAUGCCGGAACUUUACUUGCUGUCCGACGACGACCUCUCCUCCGACGGCUCGGGAAAGUCCGUGGAUUACGGCUUCAUCAUCGCCGUGACCUGCCUGGUGACGGGCAUCUCUCUCGUCGCCAUAUCCUACACGGUCCCCAGGGACGUCCGCGUGGACCCGGACACCGUGUCCGCCCGGGAGAUGGAGCGCCUGGAGAGGGAGAAAGCCCGGGUGGGCGCCCAUCUGGACCGCUGUGUCAUAGCGGGACUGUGCCUGCUUACCCUCGGGGGCGUGCUGCUCUCCACGCUGCUCAUGGUCUCCAUGUGGAAAGGGGAGAUGAUGAGGAGGAAAGCCUUCGCUUAUUCCAAACACGCGGCAAAGUUGUACGGAUCGAUCAGUUUGAGGGGAGGCUCCAGCCCGACGCGUGAAUCCUGCUCGCAUUUGUCAGGGGCUGAUGAGGAUUUAGAGGUGCUCAGCUGAAUCUAUGGACAGGGCCGGGGGGAAAAGACUCGGAAAUCCCUGACAGUGCUGUCCUGUGAUCGGAGGCUUUUAAUGAGUUUUGAACUUCUAACAGCUUAUCCUGCUGUCUUUGGUUGAUAUCUUUAAUUUUUUUCCAACCCUGCUGCAACGUAAGUUCACAUGAGAGUGUGGAGGAUCCGUGCAACCCCAGCAAAAAUCAGAAGGACUAGCACAUCCACGAGAUCUGGAGACUUAUCGGAUACCGGAACACUGAUCAGUAUGAGGUUCAUAAAACUCUGAGACAGGGUUUCCCAACUCUGGAAAGUUGUCGUGGUGCCAAAAAUGUUAUCUUUUGUUUGCGACGGAUAGAGGCAGAGUGUUCAAAGUGAUCUCCAGCAGCGUGAGCUUGCAUGAAUCUGAUCUGACUCACAGCAGCAAGUUGCAGCCAGAUGCUGCCAAGCCAAAGCUUCCUCGUUCAAAUGAAUGAGUGGGCUGUGCUUUUUCUUUCUUUUUUUUUUAUCUUUUGUUUGUGUCAAACUUAAAGACUUUUUAAUCCCAUUGUGUUGUCUUAUCCAUCCGCUGUCAAAAACCACACGAUGAGAGGAAAGUUGUUUUUGUUUUUUGUUUUUUUUAACUGCAGCUUGAGUUUAACCGGCGUCGAAAACAGGAUCAGAAGAAACACAUAUCACGGGAAACAAUGCAUCUAUUCCCCCCCUUCACGCUGUAUCUAUUAAUAAAACGGAGGGAAAGUACUCACUACUGUUUCUAAAAACGGGUGCAGCGUUGUUGUGCUUCGUUUUUUGCCGCUUGCAUGAAAUCUAGCAGAGCUGCAGAUGAGGAUCAGUCAUCAAUGCACACUUUUGGUUUAGGCCACGAUUAGACGCUAACGUCCCUCUUCCUCCUCCUGCAGGCUGAGGCCAAAUUAGUCUCAAGUGGAAAUAUAACAAUAAUCACGUGAGGUCUCAAGGGGUUAAAGGACAGACUGUGUGUGUGCAUGUCACCACCGUGUUUGGAUGGACCUGAACUAAUGUGAAUCUGUUCUUUAAGUUAAAAAAAAUAUGCACAUACGAAGACGGAUUUUCGGAAAUGUCUAUUUUUCUUUCCAUCUCUGUUUACCACUGCUCCUGUACACGGCAGCUGCAUCAGACGUGAACCAGGAGUGCUGCUCUGUUCAGCUUCCACCUUGUCAGAAAAGGCACUCAGCUGCAGCUAACAAAGGUCUGCCCCCACAAAAAUAAAUAAAUAAAUAAAUAAAUGAAAAACAACUGCACCAA